GGUGAGCUGGAGGAGGACACUCAGACAUUGCAGCAGAGCCCUGAGCCUCACACAGGAGGAGGACGCGGCGCCGGGGAGGACUCUGCAGCCGCUGCUCCCUGCAGGUCACACUCUGGGAUUUGGGGGACAAUGUGGAUGCUUGGUGCGCUGUUCCCUGGACAUGUGAAGACCUGAGGCCUGACUCUGGGGUGAUCGAUUAUAGAAGAAUUAAAGCCCUGUUUCCAUGGAUAAAUUGAGAAGAUUGUCUUAUGUGAGCAGAGUUCUGACAGAUUGAUACACACCAUUUCAACAUGUUGCCUCAACACUAAUUUGAUGGAACAUUCGUACUCUUGGCAAAGAUUCUUCAGAGGACAUCUGUUUGGAAAUUAAUCGAGAAAUGAUUUUAAAAACAACAUAGAUAUCUGCUUUAGAAAAUUUAGCCUAAAUCUUCAGCAUUCUCUAAAGUAGGUAAAGACAUAGCUUCUACGCAUACGUUUGUUGAACAUGACUCAUGGAGAAGAGCUUAGCUCUGAAAUGCAACAGGAUCCCAUUGUUUUAACGUAUCUAGAAGGAUUACUAAUGCAUCAAGCAGCAGGCGGUUCUGUAACAGCGGUGGACAAACACUCGGGCCGUGUAAAAGCAGAUGACCACUUCAACAUUUCUGGGAAUGUUUUUACGAACUGUAAGAAUAAUGCCCCAGUGCACAACAGCAGUCAGUCAUCCGGCAUGUUGCAUCUCAAGAAGGCCAGGCUCUUGCAGUCUUCAGAGGACUGGCAUGCUGCAAAGAGGAGAAGAAUAUCUGAUUCCGUCAAUGGAAAUGGCCAGAAUGAAUCUCUCUUAGCUGGGAUGGUUGAAAAUGUUCCAAAAGGGAAACAAGAUAGCACAUUGCUGGCUUCUUUGCUGCAGUCGUUUAGCUCUAGGCUGCAGAGUGUUGCACUGUCUCAACAGAUUAAACAAAGUCUUAAAGACCAAGGGUUUUCCCUCACUCAGCAGGGAAACCUGGAAGAAAAGGAUAACCAGUGCUAUGGUUUGGCUUCAAAUCACCUAAAGACUAUCUUAAACAAAAGCAAAUCUAAAGAUAACACAGUGGACAGUAAUCUGACUGGUCUGGCCAAAGGUUCCAUUCAGGAAAAGUUUGUUGAACCUUCUCUUUCUGCACAAAGUAGCACUAAAAUGGUAGGUGAGCCAAUUUCAUGUGCUGCAAGGCUUCAAGCUGUUGCAAAUAUGGUGGAGAAAAGGUCAAGUCCCACCGCUUCGCCUAAACCAAGUGUGGCCUGUAGUCAGCUUGCUCUUCUGCUUUCCAGCGAGGCACACUUGCAGCAGUACUCCAGAGAACAUGCCCUUAAAGCACAGAGCGCAAGUCAGUUAGCAAGUGAAAGGUUGGCAGCAAUGGCAAGAUUGAAGGAAAGCUCGGAGAAAGAUUUUGGUAGGCUUCAACUGUCUUCAAAUGUGCCAGCUAGUCUCAAUACUCAAGCAAGGACAGUCACCAAUGGAAUAAGCAAUGCAGGCAAUAGCUCUCCUUUCUCAAGCACGCUUAGUGUUUCAAAUUCUCCUCCGAAAACAGUUGGAUAUAAAAAUCAUUUGGAAAGGAGCCACGGAAAGCCGUCGCCCAACAACAGUUUACUUUUGCACCUUCUAAAAACCCAAAAUGGUGCAAGUGUUGGAAAAAAUCUUUCACACAAUGAAAAAUAUGCCGCAUUUGACGAAAGUGCUACACCUACAACUAUAGAUGACUGUUCCGAUAACAAUCCUAGCUUUACAGAAGAGGAGAGCAGUGAUGAUGAAAGCACUCAUUCCAACUGUGUACCUAUAGAUCUGUCCUUCAAGAACAGAGCAGACAAGCCUCAGAUAUUACAUUCUGCAGCUUCUAUUGAAAAUUUAACCGAGUCGUUGCUUCACAACUGGGAUCCAAAAGUCAAUGGAAUUGAUAUCGGCAAAGAAACUAAAGACUCCUCAGUGGAUACUACACUAAAACCAUAUCAAAAGGUUACACUAUUACAACUAUUGCUCGGGCAUAAAACAGAAGAUGUUCCAUCAACAAUUGAAGCUCUUCAGACCCAACAGAAGGCUUCAGAUGUGUCUAAGUUCAGUUUCUCAACACCUGGUCCUCUCUCCGAAAGUCCAGGUAUACUUAAUUCCUCUCCAUUAAAUGCACUGUCUUUGCACACAUCUACAAAAGCAGAUUCUCCAAUGAACCUAACUCACCAGCCCUUUCCAGCCAAGCCUCCCUUUACUUCUUUCAUAAACAACAUUCAGACAGAUAGGGUCAUAAACUCAGCAUCAAGCCAUUUGAUAGAGCUUACCAGAAACAAAGCAAUUAAAACAACUGUCCCACUAGCUAACGAAAAUGCACAAAAUUCAUCUUUCAGUGCUAGUAAGUUGUUACAAAAUUUAGCUCAAUGUGGAAAGUCAACACCCGCUCCUGAUGAACUAAGGCAAUCUAAAUCAGUAGGCCCAACCAAUUCCAAAUCUUUAGGGUUAAUUGAAAGACUAAACAGUCCCUUGGUUGCAAAUCCAUCACAGACAUUUGAAGAAAGCAGAGCAUUUAGUAGUCCAUCUACUCCCAUGGAUUCUGCGUUUCCAGGCUCUGAAAUUGAAAACCUUCUAGAACGUCGCACUGUACUUCAGCUGCUGCUAGCCACACCCAACAACAAAUGUAAAACUGAAAAAGUACAGAAACCCAUCAUGAAAGAUGAAGUUAACAUAAAUAGGACUGAAAAGUCUCCAAAUCAGCAAAUUGUGGCUUUCAGAAUUAAAACUGAGCCUGAGGAUGACAUCAGUGCUGCUGACCAAGAGAUGAGUGCUCCAAGCCCCUCAGCGGCCUCGGUGCACAAAGCUGCAAGACCGGGUCCAGAGGAUGUCAGAUCUCCACACUCUUAUCCACAGGAUUUUUCACUUUCAAAAAAUGGCCUUUUAAGUCGCCUGCUACGUCAAAACCAAGAGGCAUAUGAUACCAGUGAUCUAGAGGUAAAUAGUAGACAUUCUGAAUCCAAACAGACAGAUUCAAAAAUAUUUUGUAUUGUGCCUAAAAAAAGAAAAAUGCACCAAAAUGACCCAGUGGAAAGCCAAGGAAAAAUGGCAAAAAGGAAUUCACCAGAGGCUGGAAAUUUACAGUUCUGCACUUCACCCUCUUCAGGUGAGGGACCCAUUCUCCAUGAACACAAAGUCAAUGGCACAAAGACUGAUCAUGAUAACAAGAACCUUACGGGUCAGAAUUCCAUGAAUGGGAAUAAAAACUUGAGUUGGACAAGAGAGAGUAAAGGUUUUAAUGUGCUGAAACAGCUCUUGCUUUCAGAAAAUUGUGUCAGGGACUCUCAGCAUAGGAACAAUACGCCGGUUGAUGAACUUAUAAGAGGAAACAGAAGUAACUUGUCAGGAAACUCCGAUUUUAUGCUUCCUUCUCUAAAUAUGUUUAUGGGAAAGCAUUCUCAUCAAAAUAAUUUAGGUCAAAUGCCAUUUCAAUAUCCAUCUCCUUUAAAUAACUCUCCUCAUUCCUCCCCAGAUAUUUUAAGAAAUAACCCUCCACAAACUGAGUCCGGACAUAUGAAUAUGUGCCCUCCCCCUAAUGACAAAGGUCCCAUUAAAUGGGUUAUCACAGACAUGGAAAAAAAUUACUUUGGGAAAGAUUCGCCUAGACUGACGAAAACCAACCCUAUAUUGUACUAUAUGCUACAAAGGGGGGCACAUACAGCUGCUAGUCAGGACUUAAGAGAUCGAAACAGCUGGACUGAGUCACUGUUGGGACAAACUGCAGAGAUGGCCUACAGAAGGGAAUCGGCCUAUAGUAGAGGAACAAACGGGAUCGGUUUUACCAAACCGCCCAAUGUUGUAAAUAACACUUUGCAUAAUUCCAAUAGCAGCAAAUAUGGACUGCUUGAUAUGCUUACCAUUAAGAAGGAGCCUGAAUAAAAUGCUGAGAAAUUUGCAACAGAUUGUUUCACAUUUUAAAAAAUCAUGUUUUUUUUCUCCGUUGUAUCAUGCAUGAUGUAAUAAAUGGCAUGAUCUUACGGACAUGUUAUCAUUUUGUGGACUUAGGUUGAUCUUGCUUGUGGUUCUAGUAAAUGUACUGUUAUUAAAACUUCUUCUUUUUUACCUUUUAAUAUUUUAUGUUGCUCCUAAUUUAGCAGCUGGGUACAUUGGUUUUAUAAUACGUGUUACAGAUAAUGUCAGCAGUUUCAAAAAAUUAUUCUGGUAAAAUGGGCGUUUUCUUCUGGGGUACUUGAAUAAAGAUUUUUUAAUAUUGAACACUUUCAUUACGGGUAAACUAUGACAUGACAACUCUAACCAUACAUCUAUCAUUGCCAAAAAAAAAAAUCCACAAAAUUUUAGUUAUAAAAAAUCAUCUAUGUAAUAAUAAUCAUCGUACAAAUUUGGAUGGUUAUUUAGGCAUAAUACCCAAAAGUAGCCUUUAGAUUUUCUCUGUAUUUUUAAGCACAUAAGUGACCAGAUGGCGACAUGUAAUCCUUAUUGUGAUUACUAUGGUUUUUCUUUUGGAUACUUUUAUGUUCUCGGCAGUUUGUCUUUAAUGUAAAAUCAAUCCAGCAAGCACAGUGAACCUGGCCGGUUACCACAAGGUCACAGCCGUGUAACCCAGUGGUAAAUGGAAUACUUAGUCUUUUUCCCAAGGUAACAACAUUGCCUUUAAAAUGACGCAUGGCUUUCCAUUUUGACACAGAGAACAGUGUGAAAGAGCCCGGUUUGUGUGAAUAUACGUUCUGAUGACAUUUUGUUAUGACCAUGAUGGUAACUAUUAUGUGUUUGACUGAUUGUCAGUUAGGUUGCUGGUUUUAUUUGUAUUUUAUUUUUUUAAAUCCCCAUAUUUUACAUUUUUGUCUCAGUGGUACACAUUUACAUUAGAGAUGUUUUCAAGGGAACAAACAUUAAAGGGGUAUUUCCUGUUACUUCAAAUGAUUCCUUAUCCACAGAGAAGGGGAUAACUAUUAUAAUUCGUGGGGGUCUGACUGCAGGGGCACCCAUUGAUCAUAAAAACAGGAGCCUGGUAUGACAUGGGGACCCCUAAAAUGGAGUAAGCUGCAGGUCGAGCAUGUGCACUGCCUCUCAUCCCUUUGGGAGUAGUGGAGCGGAGUACAAGCAAUUGGCUACAUUCAGCAGUCCCAUAGAGAUGAAUGGAACGGCAGUGUGCAUGCUCAACCUGCUGCUAUAUUUUGGGGUUAUGGGGCCCCCAUUCUCAUUAUUGUGGGGUCCCAGUGGUCUUACCCUCACCAUUCCAAUAGAUAUAACUUGAACUAAGUGGAAUAACCCUUUAAUGGUCUAUGCUUAUGAUAGACGCUCAAUGUGUGACCAGUACUCUCCUCAAUCAGAAGACUACGUUGGCUCCUUUAAUGUUUUUCCAGGUGCAGCAACUUGCCCAUGCCACUGUGAUGAUGAUGCAGCUCAGCCUUAUUCACUAGAAUGGAGCUGAGCUAUAGUAUCAGUUAUAGACUCAUGUAAGAAGCCACUGUGCCUGGGCAAGCAAUGGAGGAGCCAUGACACACUUUCAUUCUGCUGAUGGAGGGGGUAGUUGGAGGUCAGUCCCUAACCAUUCCCUCAGUGAUGCCCUACCUUAUCUUAAAAGGAACUUGUCACAUUGAACAUGCAGUCUGAGCUGCCCACAGCUGAAGGAGCUGAGCAGACGGAUAUAUAGUUUUGUUGACAAAAAUUCAAGGCCUCAUGCGUAUCGCGAAACACGGUUCAGCAAAAUACAGAAGAUAAGAUGUCCGUGUUGCAUCAGUUUUUUUUUUUCUUUUGUGGACCCAUUGACUUCAGUGGUUCCAUGGUCCCCAUUUUGCGGCCAAGAUAGAACAUGUCCUACUUUUGGCCGCAAAAUGCAGGCCAAGAACCGAUUGAAAUUAAUGGGUCUGCAAUGCAUCCGUCAUCUGGAUUUUGUGGACUGCAAAAUACAUAUGGUUAUGUGCAUGAGGACUAACUUGUAAUAUACUGUUAUAAGAGUUCAGUGGGCGAUCCUAACUUAGUUUGUCCUUCAAAACUUUAUAUCUGCUCAGCUCCACCUGCUCAAUAAAAUGCUACUGAUAGGUCGGACUGGAUGCUCAACACAACAGCGUGCCUUUUAAGGAUAGGCUGUGAAUGUUAAUCUUCUUGUUCUUUCAGAAUAUGCAUAGCAUUUUGGAGUUCAGGCCCCUUCACUCCAAUAUGGUCAUGAUAAAGCACAGUACUAUCAAUGCAAAUACAUAUAUUCCAGCAGGAAUCCAACUCCUGGCACUCCUGCUGAUCAGCUGUUUGAAGAGACCAUGCAGUCGGUGUGUGCUGCAGCCUCUUCCCCGAUCACGUUCGUCGGUCAUGUGGCCUAGGCGCAGCUCAGCCCCAUUCAAUUGAACAGGGGCAAGCUUCAGUACCAAGCACAGCCGCUGUCCAAUGGAUGGUCUAGUGCAGUGCCCACCAGGAUGCUGCGGUCUCUUCAGACAGUGGAUCGGGGGGACUUCUGGUCUCAGACCCCCUCCCCCCACCGAUGUGAUAUUGAUGACCUAUCUGGAGGAUAGGUCGUCAAUAUUGGGCUACUUUCACACUAGUGUUUUUGCUGGAUCUGGCAGGGUUAGCAAAAAUGCUUCCG
This is a messenger RNA of Bufo bufo (common toad), 6547 nucleotides long. RefSeq names its product nuclear receptor interacting protein 1 (gene NRIP1). The record is from RefSeq and is a predicted model, not a curated record. Gene Ontology annotation, molecular function: signaling receptor binding; transcription coregulator activity. Gene Ontology annotation, biological process: regulation of transcription by RNA polymerase II. Bases 484 to 3888 code for a protein of 1134 amino acids. NCBI's taxonomy places the organism in Eukaryota, Metazoa, Chordata, Amphibia, Anura, Bufonidae. Gene Ontology annotation, cellular component: nucleus. The transcript is spliced from 2 exons.